Magnolia sinica is the source of this 1958-nucleotide messenger RNA. Its product is annotated as paired amphipathic helix protein Sin3-like 5. The transcript is spliced from 6 exons. The record is from RefSeq and is a predicted model, not a curated record. Gene Ontology annotation, molecular function: transcription corepressor activity. Gene Ontology annotation, cellular component: chromatin; histone deacetylase complex. NCBI's taxonomy places the organism in Eukaryota, Viridiplantae, Streptophyta, Magnoliopsida, Magnoliales, Magnoliaceae. The coding region runs from base 105 to 635 and encodes 176 amino acids. Gene Ontology annotation, biological process: negative regulation of transcription by RNA polymerase II.
CUGUUCUAAGGAUUUGUGGGAUUGAUUGAAUUUUGGCAUUUGAUUCUUGUUGUUGCUGUUUGGGAUGAAGGUGUGGGGGACUUGGCAGUGCCCGGAAGCUAACAAUGAAGGAUGCCCUAGACUAUCUGAGGGCAGCGAAGAAAAUAUUUCUAGAUAGAAGGGAGAAAUACGAUGAGCUUCUCCAACUCAUGAAAGAUUUCAAGGCCCAAAGGAUCAGCGCCACUUCUGUUGUAUGGGGGGUAAAAGUUUUAUUAAAAGACUACCCAAAACUCAUCUUGGGUUUCAAUACCUUCUUGCCUAAAGGAUACGAGAUUACCCUCGACGAUGAGACUCUGACAGAAAAGAUCGCGAUAACUUUUGUCGACCGAGACAAGACUCGGUUCCAGCAUGAUGAGCAAGUUUACAUAUCAUUCUUAGAAAUUCUAAGUAUGCACGGAAUUGAGCGCAUCUCCAUAAGUGAUGUCUACGAAAAGGUAGCCUUGCUUUUUAAGGAACAUCAAGAUUUGCUAGAGGAUUUUGCAAGCAUCCUACCUGAAGCUGCUGGGGUGGAUCCUAUGCAGCAUGCUCUGGUCAGAAGAAAUUCAUCUGGAAAUUCAAUACCUCAUACAUGUCAACUUUUGCAUUCUAAGCACUAAUUUUUGUUGAAAACCAUGGAGAGUAUUUGCUAUUGGUCUUUUAUAGUAGAGAGUGAAUGAGCUUGACCAAAUGUUUCUUUUCUGUUUGUAAGAAUCUUUUCAUGAUCACUUUUUUGGAAAAGCGGAUCCUUUCAUGAUCAUGGACCUUCAAUGCUUUAUGCUAUUUGCUUUGAAAGCAAUUAUCCACAUGCUCACCAGCCUCCGCCAGCCCCAUAUACUUGACUUGAUGUCAUUCAUUCUUUCUCCUGUAUGCAUUCCAGCAUUGAAUUUCUUUGCCAAUGGGCACAACUAAAAUUUAGAGUGAACAUUCUGUUACAGUUUCUGUUAUAGGGUGGUGCCUCAAUGGUUUUGUAUACAAUUCCUCAAUCGAUUGAAAUAUGGGCCUGUAACAGUUUCGAUUCAUGGGCUGUUACAGUGAACAAUUUUCAUGUCUCAGGUUAAUGAUGUUUACCGAUUUCUUGAGUGUUGAAGCUUGAAAGUGGCACCAUAUGUUUAAAAUGCUGAUUUUUCUGUAAUAUCGGUCAUUUACUGCUGUUUAUGUACUAACACUGCCUUCUCUUAUACAGAAUUAUUGUUUUUUCUACCUCUUCUCUGAGGACAGCUAUAAAACAUGUGGACCUAGGAGGUACGGAGAUCUUACUGAUGUCCCUCGAUUGUUCAUUGUCCGGUACAAAAGAAAUUCUACAAGGGAUGAUGCAAAGGUCAAGAAAAAUCCCAAAACCAUCUGGUUUUCAUUUCAAGAGGAGGAUCUCAAUCUUGCAUUCCAGCUUGUAACCAAAAACAUGUUCUUUGCACUGAAAAUAACAAGCUUUAUAACUUGUAGGUGAAUAAGUAUGCCUUUUUUGGUGGACAAGAUUCUAUUGAGAACCACAGAAAAUAUGGAGCAAAUCUAGAGAUGGUUUGGAAGUGAGGAAGACAAUCGAGGCACUGGAUCAGUUGAGGGGCCUGCCGAGGAGAGGCGAUAUUGAGGUUGGGGAGAUUCCGAGUUUGGUGGAUCUCGGGCUCCGCCCAACUACGACGAUGUCUCAGGGUCACAUUCACUUCUACAGUUGAACAUUGCAGUGUGGCUACUGUUAUUGGCCAUUGCAUAUGCGUCAAACUAAUGCGUAGUCUACCUUCUCGUUACAAGGUAUGUUGCUUAUUGCUUCACUUUUGGUAAGCUAAGGUUGAAGAAGGAACUGGAUAUGUUGUAGUUUUUUGUAGUUCUAUUGAGAAACUAAUUGGGUCAAGAUGACACUGCUAUCGGUUAUUCUUUCUAUCAUAUGCGUAUAAGACACAUGGUGGGACAUGGGGCAUGUAACACUUGCAGCCAAUCUGUUGUAA